AUGAAUGCCAUCUGGCGUGCGGUGCUUCUCCUGGCGAUACUAUGGCGAUUCUGCUGCAAUAAGACUUUGUUCGCACAGUGCUGCCCCGUGGAGUGCAUCUGCUUAUCACAAACACAGGUCAUGUGCAACACCGGUGCACUGCGCGAAAUCCCGCUGAAAGCCAUCCCGGUGACGGUGGAGCAGCUGUCGCUGACGAAGAACUACUUCCCGGUCAUCAAGAGCGACGCCUUCGGUGGGCUGCGGGCGUUGCGGAAGCUGUCGCUCGAUGGCAACAACAUCACCACCAUCAAACCAUUCGCCUUCCGGGGGCUGCCACGCCUACGGGACCUCUCGAUCCAGCACACGCCGCUGGCCACGGUCGCGUCGUUCGCGUUCGCCGGCCUGCAGAACGUCACUCAGAUUCUGCUGUCGCACAACAAGAUCCUGCGCAUCGAGGGUUACGCGUUCGCCGGGGCAGUGAACGUCCGUGUCAUCCACCUGGCCGACAACCCGACCGUCACGAUCGAGACGAACGCCUUCUCCAGCCUGAGCAACGUCGACCGGCUGAUCCUGCCGUCGGGCAUCCGUGCGAUCGAACCGGACGCGUUCGCCGGGCUCGAGACGGUCGGCUACCUGAAGCUGUCGUUCAUGGACCUGGCCGCCCUGGAGCCGUACACCUUCCGCGGGCUCACGCACGUCAAGCUGCUCUCGCUGCAGGAGUCCGACCUCGGCAUCGUGCGGGCGGGCGCCUUCGAGGGGCUGGUGCACGUCGAGCUGCUCAACAUCCUCAACAACAAGAUCGACGCCAUCCAGGAGCUCAACCUCACCGCGGCCAACCGGAUCCGGGUGCUGCGGAUACAGGGCAACCACCUGCUCGAGACGCCCGACGCCGGCGCGAUCGUGCUCGAGGGCAUCGAGACGCUGCAUGUAAAUAGCAACUACUUCCCGUGCGGCUGCCACAUCCACACCCUGCUCGAGAGCCCGCUGGCCAAUGGCACCAGCGCGGCGCACGGGUCGACCGCAGCCGGCGACUUCCUCUCCAAGAACUACUGCAUCUCGCCGCUCGAGGUGAACGGGCUGCCGAUGAGCGCCAUCGAUCUCUACUCGAUCGGCCGCUGCAUGGAGCAGGUGACGCGCGAGAACCUCGAGGCGUCCAACUCGGCCGCCGGCUCCACCAGCGUGUGGCGAGGGAAGCCGUGGUGGGGCCGGCAGCACUGGAGCCGGUCCCACGACCGGGCCCUCAUCGUGGCCGUCUCGUCGGCCGUGCGGUUCCUGCUGGCAUCUCCGCUGGCCGCGCUCCUGGUAGCGCUCUAUCCGGUGCAUUUCGGCCUGCGGAGCAGUUGA
Molecule: messenger RNA, 1323 nt
Organism: Anopheles coustani
Lineage: Eukaryota; Metazoa; Arthropoda; Insecta; Diptera; Culicidae
Product: phospholipase A2 inhibitor beta
Exons: 2
Coding region: 1-1323 (440 amino acids)
Cellular component (GO): voltage-gated potassium channel complex
Molecular function (GO): potassium channel activator activity; voltage-gated potassium channel activity; transmembrane transporter binding
Source: RefSeq, a predicted model, not a curated record